Messenger RNA from Lathyrus sativus (Indian pea), 849 nucleotides. The record is from the annotation of a GenBank genome assembly. NCBI's taxonomy places the organism in Eukaryota, Viridiplantae, Streptophyta, Magnoliopsida, Fabales, Fabaceae.
AUGAAGCAUUUAAUGACAUGGGGGACUCUUUCUGAAUCUGAUGUGCAACAAUCUUCUAUGUCUGAAAAUCUUACCUUGAAAAUGAGUGUUUUGCCACAACAAUGUCAUAAGACUAAGGCACUAGAUUUUCAAUUUCAAGAUCAAGAUUCUUCUUCUACUCAAUCAACUGAUCAAUCUUAUGUCGAAGUCGGUUCAGGGAAAUCAGGUCCAAUUUCUAUCAUGUAUAGCAAUUCUUCUGCACUUCCUCAUGCUAAAGCAUGCUUUAGUGGCCCAUUAGCAGCUCCAAAUGGAUCACAGAUUAAUAUUCAUCAUGCUCAAUCAGUAGGAAUGGCUCCGGUUCGGGUUCCUUUGCCUUUUGAUCUUUGUGAGGAACCUAUAUAUGUGAACGCGAAGCAAUACCAUGCUAUUAUGAGACGUAGAGAGUAUCGUGCAAAGCUCGAAGCACAGAACAAACUCAUCAAAAAUCGGAAACCAUAUCUACACGAAUCGCGCCAUCUGCACGCGUUGAAGAGGGCUAGAGGUAGCGGUGGACGUUUUCUAAAGACCAAAAAGCUCCAAGACCUAAAGCUUACUUCAGCAGAUGACAGCCUUAAUGUUUCCAGCAGCACUAGGUUGAAUCCGAGUGGAAAUGUACCGGGAUCUAAGGUGAAUCGAGUAGAAAACUAUAGAGACGGUGCGUCCGCAACCACAUGCUCUGAUGCCACAAGUGCUUCUAAUAGUGAUGACAUGAUCCAACAACAUGAAUCCGACUUCAGAUCAUGUGGUUACCCUUCUCAAAUGCAGGGUUUCUCGGCCGAUGUCGGUGGUGGUUGUGGUGGAAAUAAACACCAUCUAUCCGUCCUUAUGUGA